GACGGCGCAGAAAGAGGCGUUGAUGCUAUCUGCGUGGGCGAAGGGAGUCGUAACAGAAAGCAGCAGCAGGAGCACCAACAACGACGACGACGAACAAACAUGGCCGCAUUCCCAAUGGAGACCCUCGACAGCUCCAAACGGCAUGGCCACAUCAAGAUCACAGAUCUUCCCGAAGAUACCCUGCCACGGUCCGAAAAGGACGUCGAGACAUCAGCACCAACACCACCACCAGCCAGGAACUUCCAGACCAGGCUCCUCAACGCCGUCGAGAGGUACUGGCUGUUCGAGUUCUUCGGCUGGACGUUGGCGCUGGGCUGCCUGGUCGGCACGAUCGCCCUGCUCGCCGUCCACAAUGGGCGAGAGGCGCCGACGUGGACGCUGGCCGUGGGCAGCGGGCGGUACCGCAAGACCUUUGGGCUGACCAUCAACACCAUCAUCUCGGUGUUCGCCACGGCGUUCAAUUCAGGACUGUUGAUCCCCGUCGCGGCCAGCAUCAGCCAGUUGAAAUGGAUAUGGUUCCAGAAGGAGCGGCGGCCGCUGGCUCACUUCCAGAAGUUUGAGUCCGCGGCUCGGGGCCCCUUGGGUUCACUCAUCCUCUUGUGGACGUUGCGGUGUCGACGUCUUGCGUGUCUAGGAGCCAUAAUCGUGAUCGCCGCCCUGGGGACUGGAUUCUCGUUCCAAGCUCUGGUGGUCUACCCGCUCCAGCCGGUACAGGUGGACACUGCGCGGAUCCAGAGGACGAAUCUGGACUGGGGCAGCAACUCUCUCACCACAAGUCUCUCCAACGACAUGGUGGGGGCCAUAUAUUCGGGCAUCUACCAGUACACGGACAUGUCGCAGAUGAAGAAUGUCUCGUGCCCGACAGGGAACUGCACCUGGCUUGAGACGUACACGUCGAUGGCCGUGUGCAGCGCAUGCCACGACGUGACGGCUUCACUGCGAAAAUCCUGCGGGACAGCCCAGGUACCGGGGCAGGACGACGGCGCCGGCAAUCCGGUGGCCAACAUCUCCCUGCCGUACUGCAACUACACACUGCCCAACGGGCUCAAAGUGUCGGGGGUGCCGUCGGUCAACUACUCGUCCAUCGACAUCGCGAGCAACACGUCGAAAUCCGUCCAUUUCGACGCCGACUCGGCGCUGUCGGUGCUAUCGAUCAUCCAGACGCAAUGGGGCUACGGGGUCGAGGGCUGGGGCGACCUGACGCCGGCGAGUGACAUCAACGGGAUCGCGACCAAGCAGGCCUUCGAGUGCGGCAUAUACUACUGCGUGCAGAAGUUCAACGCCUCGGUGUCGCGGGGCAAGCUGAGCGAGCGCGUGGUGGACCGCUAUUCGAGCGGUGGCCGCUUCAGCUCGCCGGGCGUGUACGUGCUGGAGCCGCCGUCGUCCUUCACGAACCACUCGAGCGCGGACUCGGCCAACCUCUACCAGAGCAACAACAUCGGGCUGAUCCGCGACUUCUUCUCGACGCAGUGGCAGGGCCAGGUGCUGAUGUACGGGACGCCGCCCGAGAACAAGCCGACGACGUCGAUCGCGCUGUUCCUGUGGGCGCUGUUCUACGAGGAGUCGCCCUUCCAGCAGUUCCAGCGCAUGUUCGCCAGUCUGGCCAAGUCGCUGAGCGACACCAUGCGGUCGUACUCGUUCACCACGGACGCGAUCCCCGCCGCCCUGGGUGCCGUUUACCAGGACAAGCCGCACGUCCAGGUGCGCUGGGGCUGGGUGGCGCUCCCCGCGGCGCUGCUGGGCCUGGCCCUGGUCCUGCUGCUCGGCACCAUGGCGGCGACCGUGCACGACGGGACCCUGCUGUGGAAGGCGUCGAGUCUGGCGGCCUUCUCGCACCCGUUGACCAGCGACGCCCGGGCCGUUGUCAGCGACGUCCACAGUCCCAGGGAGGUGCUGAGGAUUGCGGAGCAGAUGGACGUCAAGUGGGAGAAGACGGAUCGCGGGUUCAGGCUCGUGGGGUGAGGAGGGAGGAGCAGCGGCAGCAAACAAGUAUCUGAGCAGGGCGAGGUGAUUCAUCGGUAUCAUGGUAAUGGAUUCGCUGCUGCAGUACAACAUGACACAACACAAGAUGGCACUGUCAGCCUGUCCAGCCACCCACCUCUCCAGAGCAUCAUCCCUCAACUCGCCGAGAGCAUCCGCUCUUCCACCUCCUUCCAUCCCUCCAGACACGCCUGGUUGAACUCGUCCGGGAACUCCCACAUACAGGCGUGCCCGCCCUUGGUGGUGCGCCAGCGACUCCCGGGGAUGAGGGCGUGCAGCUCUUUGGACAGCGACACGGGGAUCAAGAUGUCUCCUUCGCCCGCGAGCACGAUGACCUCCAUCCCGGCGGCCUUUUCACCGACUUCUCCACCUUUGGCACCCGACUCGGCAGCCGUGGCUCCUAGCCGGCCCACGGAGGCCCGCGUGUCGAAGCCGGUAAUGACGUUCAACUGGGCGAGAUAGGCGCGCAGGCCCAUGUCGCUGUCGAUCUGGGCCAUCUCGGCCUCCAUGGCGGCGACGUCGUCGCGCGUGGCCGGGUCGGCGAAGAAGGCCGGGGUAAACGCCCACAGGGCGACGUCGCGCAUGACGUCCGCGACCGACAUGCGCUGGGCCAUAUCGCGCCACAGCGCGAACAUCCUGCUGCAGAAGGGCCCCGGAGCGGCGUACGUGCACGCGAGGGUGAGGCUGGCGAUUUCACCAUUUCCCUCGCCCUCGCCGCCGCCAUACCGCAGCGCGUAGGUCUGCGCGAUCAUCCCGCCCAUACUGACGCCCAUGACGUGGUAUGGCGUGGCGGCGACGUGCAAGUUCAGCGCCGUGACCAGGCUACGCAGAUCUGCGGCCAUGGUGUCGGCCGUGGAGACCUCGUCGUCGGCCUCAGGCCGCGAGGACAGACCGAUGCCCCGGUUGUCGUACGUGAGCACCGUGUAUCCCGCGCGCGUGAAGGCCGGGAUCUGCGCGGCCCAUGUUGUCUGCGGGUCCGCGAGGCCGUUGAUCAGGACGACCCAUGGUUUGUGCGCCCGUGUGGGCGGGUGGUGGAUCAGGUAGUUGAUGCGCACGGACGGGGAGAUGAUGUGGUAAGGCAUCCUGUCGAACGAGGGGUGGGCGGUCUUGAGAGUCCUGCAGUCGAAGAGGUGAUGGCUGCUCGCGCGAUGAGCAGUAGAAAAUGCGAUGAAAAUUCGAAUCGGAGUGUUAUCCUUCGAUUUUGUGACUGUCUUCUCUUUCGUCGCGCGCUUCCUCUAACCCCUUCGAUGAUAUCGACAGAUAUCGAGUGCUCAACUCCGACCAGACAGUAAAUGCGUGCGCGGGUCCUUUAUGAUCGUUCUCAAACUGCUGGGACGCUCGUCUUAUACACCUGAAUUCGAGGGAUUGAGGUGCGAGAUACUAGGACAUUGCUCAAUCAUAUAAUAACAUAUCCGCAACCUGGUUCUGGCCGAGAGGAAACAGGACAACGAUGCCAAAUACGAGAGAUAAUGAAUGGUCUACAGUGCAUGUCGAGCA
Cladophialophora immunda is the source of this 3477-nucleotide messenger RNA. RefSeq lists its product as uncharacterized. Lineage: Eukaryota; Fungi; Ascomycota; Eurotiomycetes; Chaetothyriales; Herpotrichiellaceae. Bases 100 to 1962 code for a protein of 620 amino acids. The transcript has 3 exons. The record is from RefSeq and is a predicted model, not a curated record.